Drosophila innubila is the source of this 1580-nucleotide messenger RNA. RefSeq names its product protein Cep89 homolog (gene Cep89). The transcript is spliced from 2 exons. Lineage: Eukaryota; Metazoa; Arthropoda; Insecta; Diptera; Drosophilidae. The record is from RefSeq and is a predicted model, not a curated record. Gene Ontology annotation, cellular component: centriole; ciliary transition fiber. Gene Ontology annotation, biological process: mitochondrion organization; cilium assembly; chemical synaptic transmission. The coding region runs from base 1 to 1506 and encodes 501 amino acids.
AUGGCAACACAUGUGGAGCGUGGAAUAAUGAUCACAGAUCUUGACCAUAGUGAGCAGGAUCAGCAGGAACAAGUGCGUCCAUCGACAUCCAUUCAACCCAAGCGACAGCGGAAGGUGCUCCAAACAUUGACGGGCAAUUUCAGUCGCAGGUCGAGAAGUGUUGAGGUGGAGCAACGUCAAGAGUUGCCUGCCAGCAACAAGAAGAAACAACAACAGGAGCGCACUCUCAAUGGACUGUUGCAGGCCAAGGAGCAGCAGCUGGAGCAGCUCCUGCAACGUCUGGACACAUUGCACAAGUACAACGAACGCUUCGCCAAGGAGAAUGAGCAACUGCGUCUGGACAGCGAGCAGCUGGAGCAACGUCUAGGCCAGGCGGAGCAGCAGUUGGUCAAUUGCCCGCGCUGCCAGCAGCUCGAUCAGAAACUGGGCGAUGUCCUGGAGCACAACAAGGAGCUGGCCAAUGAUGUGGACAUGCUAAAGACUUUGGUGUUUCGCCUCAAUGUGCAGAUCGAAUGCUACCAGGAUCAGCGACGCACAGCCGACAAGGAUGCUCUGCCCAUCUCCACUCAGAAUCCGACUUCGACUUCGACUCCGAAUCCGACUCCAAGCACAUUGCCUCCAUGGACAUCGCGUCUUCCCACGCACACAUUGACGCCGCUGCUGCAGGCCUAUGAUGAAUCCUUCCGGGACAAGGAUGCACUGCUGGCCCAGUAUGCCGCUGACUUUGAGUUGUUUGGCGGCGAGCUGAAGCGGGCGCUGGAGGAGAAUACACGUCUGCUGCAGUUACAGGAGCAACUGCGUCGCGAUGUCGGCGGCUGGACAGAGGAGCGGGUCCGUCUUCAAGCCCAACUCGGCGUGUGCCGCUCCAAGGCGGAGGCGCAGACCAGGAAGACCGAUCUCGUCAAGGAGAAGCUGGUCGAAGUGAUGCAUUUCUAUGAGCAGCGCAAUCAGACGCUGCUCCUGGACAUGAAUCAUCUGCAGGAUGCCUAUGCCCGCUGCAAGUCCGAACUGAUUGCACUCAAGAGCACAGCGGUUCCCUCCCCGCCACCACCUCCUCCAGCUGCAGCUCCAGCUCCAGUUGUGGAGUCUGCCAGCGAAACGGAUGCAGUGCAGCAGUGCAAAACGCUGCUGGAGGAGCUGAAGCAGGAGCACGCACGAGAACGCAACGCUCUAGAGGAUCAGCUGCAGGCGAGCAACAAUCGAGCCGCCUCCCUGCUCCGCAGCUCCGAGAAGGCCAAACAUGCCCGGGAUCGGCUGAAAGCCCGUCUCCGCAUGACGCUGCAGUGGGCCCAAAAGCUGGAGGCGGGACAGGCCGAGGUGCGGGAGACCUACGAUGCAGUGCAGCAUCUCUCCACGCUGCUCAAGCACAAGGAGUCGCAGCUGCGUGGUCUGCAUGCCCGCAACAGCGAGGAGCUGGAUAAGCUGCGUCUGAAACUGCAGCAGAAGGAUGAAACCAUCAGGAAUCUGCUGCGCAGCAAAAUGGAAAGACGACCAGCGGGGGAUUAGAAGUAGGACCAGGUGGACAAAGUAUCGUUAACAAUUAAAAAUAUAUAAUUUCAAUACAAAAUACAUUAAUAACU